Molecule: messenger RNA, 1033 nt
Organism: Morus notabilis
Lineage: Eukaryota; Viridiplantae; Streptophyta; Magnoliopsida; Rosales; Moraceae
Product: 3-hydroxyacyl-[acyl-carrier-protein] dehydratase FabZ
Exons: 4
Coding region: 93-755 (220 amino acids)
Biological process (GO): fatty acid biosynthetic process
Molecular function (GO): hydro-lyase activity
Source: RefSeq, a predicted model, not a curated record
CAACGACAACAAGUUUUGUAAUCCCCUUUCUCUCUCCUAUUAUUUCUCUCUCUAACUCUCACACAGCGAGCGAGCUUCAACCCCACUCGUUAAUGGCUGCCACCUCCAACUCCCUCCUCUCUCUCAACCCCUCCCCACAACAACCAACAAAAAUGGCGUUCCUCCAUUCUCACAGAUCCAUUUCCUUCCCCAGAUCUCCUUUCUCCGCUUCCAAAUUCCGCCACGGCUCCAAUCUCGCUGUCUCCUGUUCUUUCAACGAAUCCGACAGCGGACGUCCAGAGAUUCCCAUCGAAAAGCAAUUCCCGGCGUUUCCGACGGUUUUGGACAUUAACCAAAUACGAGAAAUCUUGCCUCACAGGUUUCCGUUUCUUUUAGUGGAUAGAGUGAUUGAGUACAAUCCUGGGGUUUCAGCAGUUGGAAUUAAGAAUGUGACAAUAAAUGAUAAUUUCUUUCCUGGGCAUUUUCCCGAGAGGCCUAUUAUGCCUGGUGUUCUUAUGGUUGAGGCAAUGGCACAGGUUGGAGGCUUGGUUAUGCUGCAACCUGAAGUUGGAGGCUCUCGCGAGAAUUUCUUCUUUGCUGGAAUCGACAAAGUGAGAUUUCGAAAGCCUGUGAUUGCAGGAGACACUUUGGUUAUGAGAAUGACACUCGUGAAGUUACAAAAGCGGUUUGGAAUAGCUAAGAUGGAGGGAAAAGCAUAUGUUGGAGGAGAGGUAGUUUGUGAGGGUGAAUUCUUGAUGGCUACUGGAAGUGAGUGAAGAGCUUAUUAUAUUUAUCUCAUCUUUGUAUGUGUUUCUUUCCUUUCCUUUCCCUCCUUUUUUUCCUUUUAUAUUGUCAAUUUUAUUUUGAGAUUGACAUGACUAGUUUAGUGAUUUUGAAGGAGGUGGGUUUUGUGUUGAGGAAUUUACAUGACGGAAUUUGUAAUUUAGAGAGAUCAAUGCUGGAAUUCACACCUUAAGCAAUUUGCCAACCUUUUAUUAUUCAUAGUGACCCAUCUGGUCUCUAUUUUUUUUUUUAUUUAAAUAUAAAUAUUUCA